CUCGAUCAAUAAUGUUGCAGAAGCUGAGAGCAGUCAAUAAUUCUUUUGAAAAUGAUGGAACAGCAUAGGCAUAUGGCAUUUUUAUGUGCAUGACCUGGAAUGGCACAAUGAUGGCGAUGUUGACAAGACUCAGUAUUGUUAUGUUAGUUGGUGUAUCAGUACAUACUGCACAAGGAAAAUAUCCGGGAGAGGAACACCAUGAAGUAGGAACACUAGAAGGGGAUGUCCAGAACUGGGCAGUCCUAAUAGAAAACUAUAUACUUCAGCUUGCCUAUGAUGGUAUAAAUCAACACUACACACAGGGUUAUCUUGAUCAGGCCAUGUAUCUCUCUGAUACAAAAAAUGGAGAAGAUAUUGUUAAACUUGUCAAAGAUAAUCUUGCUGACUACUUUGAACAAAAGAAAAAGGCUGCUGAGAGUUUGGUUGAGAACAUAACAAAACUGCAUGAUGAGUUUCUGUUGUCAAAUGGUAGUGCCAACGUGAGCAAACUGUCCAUGUUACCCCAGGAGGUCUAUGCUGACUCUGAUAUCCCAGAGAGACUGCCGGAACAUAGAAAUUUUAACCCGUACUUCAAGCAGCAAGUGAGUUGGGACCAGUCUACUGUUAAGAUUGCUGAUGAAGUACCACGAGAUGAUAUAAGUACUAUCAACACUGUCCACUUCACUGCAAAACUUGACAAACUAUUCAAGGAAAAUCAUGACAUUGACCCUACCCUAAGAUGGCAAUAUUUUGGAUCCACAGCAGGUAUUGUAAGGAUUUUUCCUGGCAGAGAGUGGUCAACAAAUUUUGCAGGUUUCUAUAAUGAUUAUGAUCCGAGAGUGAGACCAUGGUACAUUGCAGCCACAAGUGGUCCCAAAGAUGUCAUUAUCAUUUUGGAUUGCAGCUAUUCAAUGAGAGGGGAAAAAUUCAGUAUUGCCAAAGGUGUUGCAAAAACAGUGAUUAACACAUUAACAAAACAGGACUACGUUAAUGUGAUCUGUGCGCGUGCUAGUUACUGGGAUGAAGUUGGCAAGUGGCAUUUUUAUGAGACUACAGUAUUGAGUUGUCAAGCAGAACGCAUGGUACCAGCCACUAUUGCACAUAGAAAAGACCUUAUCAAAAAUGUGGAAAAUCUUAGACCAGGGGGAACCAGUGAACUGGAGAGUGGCUUUGAGAAGGCAUUUAGCUUGUUGAAUAGUAAUCCACGAACAGGUUGCCAGUCUGUGAUUAUUUUUGCUACUGAUGGAAAAGAUACUGAUGGAGAAAAUGUUAGAUGUGGUCCAGGGUACUAUACAAGAAGUGGAUAUGUGCCUGGUCCUGUUUGUAAAUAUAACUGGACCAAAGUUUGGACUGUAGCAGAUGGUAAAAACUCCUACACAAAACCACAUGCCAGGGUGUUCAGUUACUUAAUAAAAGAAGAUGCUGAAAUGUUUCCUGGGAAACUGGCAUGUGGUCAUGGUGGUAGUAUGCUCAAACUGAACACAGGAGAGAACCUCAUAUCCCAGAUGAGUAACUACUUCGAAUUUCUAUCUUCCAAUGCCAAGACAACAAAGGCUCUGUGGACGUCUCCAUACCUCGAUGCUUGGGGUCUUGGCAUCAUGGUCACCCAUGCUAUACCUGUUAUCAGUAAAGUUACCAAAAGAACUAUAGGAGUUGUGGGCAUUGAUGCAACACUAGAUAAGAUAGAGAAUUUCCUCACCAAACACCAGUGGGGAACUGUCUACUCUUUUCUAAUCAACAACCAAGGGGAGACAAUAUUUCAUCCCAAACUUAAACCUAGUACAAAUUUACUUGAAGACCCUAUAUUUAUUCCAAUACAACAACUAGAGAAGAACACAGAAACAAAUGAGCCUGAAGAAUUCUCAGAGAUUGAACGAAACAUGACAUUAGGCAAGGAAGGUUCUCUCAGAAUUGAAAAAGCAAAAGAUGGAAAACCUCGGACAUAUUAUUAUGCAGGGCUGAACAAUUCAGAAUACUCAUUUGCAUACAGUAUUGCCGAUACUGAUAUGGAAUUUCUCAGAUCUCAGGAACCUUUAAACAGGGCCGACUACACCACAAGUUAUUACAACCUGCUCAAGCAUUAUAAUAGUACCCUAGCAAAAGAGUCUCUACCUCCUGGUACGUUAGAAGAGAUUGAAAUAAAGGAGAACGAAGAGAAAUACCCUGGUCUCCGUGUCACAUACAAAUACUCGACUAUAUUCCUUGCUCCCAUGUCUCACUGUGAUCCAAUAGAAUAUAUUUAUGAUGAUGACUUGGAUAAGAAAACUGUGGCUGCACACAAAUGGAUUAAUAGUUUUGAACCAGAUCUUGGGUGUGAAAAAGGAAAGCAAAAAUUUGAAAAAGGUGUCAGAGCAGAUGUAUUGAUCACACAGCCAAUAGAGGAAAUAUGGAAGGCCAGUUUAUUCGAAUCUUUCAGCAAUGUCAAAUGGUUCAAUGUUGGUCUGAGAAGUGGGGUGUUUAGGGCCUACCCAGGGCACAGAUCCAGGAGAACUUAUGAUCCUACCAAGAGACCAUGGUACAAGAGAACUAGUGCUGCACCUCAUCAGAUAUCAAUAUCAACACCAUAUAUGGAUGCUGCCGGUGUCGGCAAGAUUAAUACAAUAUCACAGGCAGUAUUUGAAGGCAUGAAAGUGAAGACAGAGGAAGAGUGUCGGAACUUCUCAAAAACUGGUCCGUGGCCAGGGGGAUGUAAAUGUAAUGUUGAUAAUGACUGUAUAAUCAAGGUAUGUUAUCUAAGUAAGAGUCCUGAGGCAAGUGAUCACCGUCGUUGUGCUACUGAGCGAGUUGAAGCAGUAACAGGUCUAGAUAUUCUGUAUGAUGACUUCCAGAACAAGACAAUGGACAGUAUGGAAGCUAGCGACUUCAAGAAAUCAUGUGGUCAGUUGUACGAUUGUCCAGACAAUGAGCCUGGAUGCUCUACAAGAUGUUACCUUUUUGAUUCAAAUGCAUUUCUGAUAAUGGAUCCAGACUUCUUACUUGCAAGUGACCUGGAUGAGAGUAAAUAUGAGAGAGUACAGCUGGGAGAAAAAGAGGGGGAGGUGAUGAAAGAUCUGGUCUACAAACAUGCAUUUAUACGUAGGACAGAGAAAGUAGAUUUCCAAGGGUCAUGUAGAAUUACACCAGAGGAGCCAAAGGAAACAUUAGCUGGUAUUCCAAAGAACCCUGAGGAACAAGAUGAUUAUAUCAGGAACAAAGGUCCUAUUCCGAAAUUUAACAACGAGUUUGGAUGCAUUCAAGAUGUGGUGGGAUAUUCUGUCAAUGAAACAGCAUUAGGUCCCAGCAGGAUGGUGACUGGUAAUGUAUCAGGUCCUUGUAUGUCUGGGUUCUAUUAUGUGACAACUUUACCGAAGACCAAUCUGUACCUGCUGGUUAUAGAGAACUGGAAACAAUACAGAGAAUCUCUCUUCUAUAACUUCAAUUGUAAAAUUACUAGAAGCAUUGUAAAUUCUGGAGCCUACAGAAUAAUCAAUGGAACAUGUGCUCAUGAAGAUACAGCAUCAGUCACAUUAGCGGGACAGAAUAAAUGUCCAGCUCUGCGAGACCUCAAGCUGCCAUGUACAUAUACAACAGGGGCAGUACAUACUGCUUCAAUAGGAGCACUGUGUAUACUGUUCAUUGUCUCUUUAGUUCUACAUUAGAUUCAAAAUGUGAUACUCAACAGCAGCAGGGUUGUUUUGACUGCAGAGUUGAAAAUGCAAAUUUGUCUCGGGCCAGUUUCAGUAUUUUUGUCCAGAAACUACAUAUCAGAUCAUGAAAUUUUUAACUAGUAUCCAAAGGCAUCUUUAUUGGUAGAUAGAUUUCUUGCAAAACAACAGGACUCAGAUAUUUCAUAUUCUAUAUAAAAAUAGGUAUGUUGUUAGAAUAAAUUAUUUAAACAAGAAUUUGAACAUAGUAAUUGCAUAAUCAUUUGAGAAUAUAUAGAAAUACUUUACACUGUUUAAACAGUUACUAGUGUGUUAUUAUUGUUAUUGUUCAGUAGUUUGGAAAAUUAAGGAGUUGUCCUCUUUUGAGAUUGAGGUUAGAUUUUUGAAAUGCAAAAAACAAGGGAAGAAAAUUUACAAAUUGCUACUAUUCCUUUAUUUAAUGGAACAAAAUUUUCAAUUUUUAUACUGUUUAUUUUAUGCACCUAUGUGUUUACUAGUGGGAUUGAUCUCUCUUUUUUUAUAUUUAGUUAUGAUGCUCAUAGAUCUUUAUUGAAUUUACACUUACAAUGAUAGUAACACUUAUAAUGUAAGUAUUUUGUUUUCCUUUCUGUGCACAAUGUUUUUUUGACUGUACAUGUAGUUAUUAUGUUUAUUGAUUAAGAUAUGCUACAUUGCAUUAGCAUUUGCUUAGUUUAGUUUUGCGUGUUUGAUAAUCUGAAAAUCAUGACAUAACAGCAUUUAUCGAGAAAAAACCUGGACCUGUCAAACAGAGAGGAAAUAUUAAAUAAAAACAGCAAUAUUAUUUUUGGGAUGCAUGUACACGUAUUUCAUAAAGUAUUUGAGUCAACACAGUAUAGGAAUGUUGGGAUUAUGUUUAAGAUUUCACUGGGCAAAACAAGAUAUAUGGACGUUGACUGUGUAAAAAGGACCUAAAAGUUUUGUGUUCAAAAAAGUGUUUGACCUGAAACUUUAUAGGAAUGUUGUUCAGCCUUUUUAGCUCACCUGAGCACGAAGUGCUCAAAGGUGAGCUUUAGUGAUCACCCUGUGUCCGGCGUCCGUCGUCGUCCGUCGUCCGUCCGUCCGUCCGUCCGUCCGUCGUCAACAAUUUGACUGUUAACACUCUAGAGGUCACAUUUUUGACCCAAUCUUAAUGAAACUUGGUCUGAAUGUUACCCUCAAUAAAAUCUUGGACAAGUUCGAUAUUGGGUCAUCUGGGAUCAAAAACUAGGUCAUCAGGUCAAAUCAAAGGAAAAGCUUGUUAACACUCUAGAGGUCACAUUUUUGGCCCAAUCUUAAUGAAACUUGGUCAGAAUGUUACCCUCAAUAAAAUCUUGGACGAGUUCGAUAUUGGGUCAUCUGGGGUCAAAAACUAGGUCAUCAGGUCAAAUCAAAGGAAAAGCUUGUUAACACUCUAGAGGUCACAAUUUUGGCCCAAUCUUAAUGAAACUUGGUCAGGAUGUUACCCUCAAUAAAAUCUUGGACGAGUUCGAUAUUGGGUCAUCUGGGGUCAAAAACUAGGUCACCAGGUCAAAUCAAAGAAAAAGCUUGUUAACACUCUAGAGGUCACAUUUUUGGCCCAAUCUUAAUGAAACUUGGUCAGAAUGUUACCCUUAAUAAAAUCUUGGACGAGUUCGAUAUUUGGUUAUCUGGGUUCAUAAACUAGGUCACCAGGUCAAAUCAAAGGAAAAGCUUGUUACGCUGUAGAAGCCGCAUUUAUGACUGGAUCUUCAUGAAACUUGGUCAGAUUGUUAAUAUUGAUGAUCUCAAGGUCCAGUUUGAAUCUGGGUCAUGUAGGAUAAAAAACUAGGUCACCAAGCCAAAUCAAAUGAAAAGCUAGUUUACACUGUAGAGGCCACAUUUAUGACCAUACCUUAAUGAAACUUGGUCAAAAUGUUAAUCUUGAUGAUCUAUAGCUCAAGUUCAAAUCUGGGUUAGGUGGGGUCAAAAACUAGGUCACCAGGUCAUAUCAAAGGAAAAGCUUGUUAACACUCUAGAGGCCACAUUUAUGACUAUAUCUUCAUGAAACUUGGUCAGAAUGUUAAACUUGAUGAUUUUUAGGGCAAUUUGAAUCUGGGUCAUGUCGGGUCAAAAACUAGGUCACCAGGUCAAAUCAAAGGAAAAGCUAAUUAACACUGUAGAGGCCACAUUUAUGACCAUAUCUUAAUGAAACUUGGUCAGAAUGUUAAUCUUGAUGAUCUUUAGGUCAAGUUUAAAUCUGGGUCAGAUGGAGUCAAAAACUAGGUCACUAUGUCAUAUCAAAUGAAAAGCUUGUUAACACUUUAGAGGCCACAUUUAUGACUAUAUCUUCAUGAAACUUAGUCAGAAUGUUAAACUUGAUGGUCUUUAGGUCAAGUUCGAAUCUGGGUCAUGUCGGGUCAAAAACUAGGUCACGGGGGUCAAAUAAAAGGAAUAGCUAGUUAACACUUUAGAGGCCACAUUUAUGACCAUAUCUUAAUGAAACUUGGUCAGAAAGUUAAUCAUGAUGAUCUAUAGGUCAAGUUUAAAUCUGGGUCAGGUGUGUUAAAAAACUAGGUCACUAGGUCAAAUCAAAGGAAAAGCUUGUUAAGACUCUAGAGGCCAGAUUUAUGACUGUAUCUUCAUGAAACUUAAUCAGAAUGUUAAUCUUGAUGAUAUUUAGGUCAAGUUUGAAUCUGGGUGAUGUGGGGGCAAAAACUAGGUCACCGGGUCAAAUCAAAGGAAAAGCUAGUUAACACUUUAGAGGCUACAUUUAUGACCAUAUCUUAAUGAAACUUGGUCAGAAUGUUGAUCUUGAUGAUCUUUAGGUCAAUAGGUCAGGUGAGCGAUACAGGGCCUUCAUGGCCCUCUUGUUUG
This is a messenger RNA of Mercenaria mercenaria, 6455 nucleotides long. RefSeq names its product voltage-dependent calcium channel subunit alpha-2/delta-3-like. Bases 84 to 3617 code for a protein of 1177 amino acids. NCBI's taxonomy places the organism in Eukaryota, Metazoa, Mollusca, Bivalvia, Venerida, Veneridae. Gene Ontology annotation, cellular component: voltage-gated calcium channel complex. Gene Ontology annotation, molecular function: voltage-gated calcium channel activity. The record is from RefSeq and is a predicted model, not a curated record. The transcript is spliced from 22 exons.